Molecule: messenger RNA, 3561 nt
Organism: Anolis carolinensis (green anole)
Lineage: Eukaryota; Metazoa; Chordata; Lepidosauria; Squamata; Anolidae
Gene: trib3
Product: tribbles pseudokinase 3
Exons: 4
Coding region: 22-1749 (575 amino acids)
Biological process (GO): regulation of MAP kinase activity; positive regulation of proteasomal ubiquitin-dependent protein catabolic process; protein phosphorylation
Cellular component (GO): nucleus
Molecular function (GO): ATP binding; protein kinase activity; mitogen-activated protein kinase kinase binding
Source: RefSeq, a predicted model, not a curated record
UUUCAAAGUAAGGAGCGCACAAUGAAACAGGAAAGAAGACUUGCAAACCAGGAACAGAAAGAAGGCUUAGCUGGCGCAACUGGGAGGCAAUCUCUGCCGGGGAGGAGCCAAGGGAGGGAAGGGAAGAAGGAAGGAAAGGGGGAGGAGAAAGAGAGAGAAAAGAGGGCUGUCCGGCUGGUGCAAUCCGCGUUGAGAUCCGCAUCCUCCUCCUCCUCCUCCUCUGGGCUCAGCGUUACAUCAUCAUCACCUUCGACGGCAGGAAGGAAAGAAAGAUCCAGAGGCGCAAAGGCGCAAAGGCGCAGAUCUCGGAUCUCUGGAAGAUCAUGGAUCCUCGGUGCUGCUGCUGUUGCUGAGAGCCUGGGAUCCCAUCCCUCCCUCGGGGAGGAUCCCUUGCUCUCCUGCCCCGGGUUCAAGACCCUCAGAGUCCUGCCAAAAGCAGCAACAGAGGAAACCGAGCUGCAAUCGGUUUGGAAGGAAGCCACUCCAACCCACCCAGGCGCAGCUGUUUGUGCGCCUUGCCCAAAACGAAACCAAACCCGAGCAAAGAAGGAAACCCUCGGCGAGAAAGGGAAGGAAAGGCUUGGAAAAAGCCAGAAGAAGACAGAGAAGAGUCGCUCCACUGAAGAAGCAGCUCUGGAUUUGCAUUUGCAGGGCCUUUCCAUCGGUGGCUCCUCGUCCUAUCCAAAGAUGAGUCUGCUCACUCAGGAUUGCCGUACGGCACCCACCCUGCGGAAGAAACGGCUGAAUGUUAAAGAUGUAUCCGCAGUGGAGAAUCACCAGCCCAAACGUCGAUGUCCCAAUCUGGUGGAGGGACCAACCCCUUGCCUCCAGCCCUUGGCUUGCUCCACACCCGCCCCGGAUAAGGACCUGAGGGUCUCCCAGAUUGGCCCCUACGUCCUUUUGGAGCCCACCGAAGGGGGACGCUGCUUCCGGGCGGUGAAUAGGCAGACUGAGGCAGAAUACACCUGCAAGGUUUAUCCAUCCAAGAGCUACCGAGAGGUGAUGGCCCCUUACGGCAUCCUCCCUCCGCAUCCGAACAUUGCUCGCCUGGCCGAGGUCAUCGUUGGAGAGGAAAGCGCCUACCUUUUCUUCCAGGCUGGAAGGGACGACAUGCACAACUAUGUGCGUCGUUGCAAGCGCAUUCCGGAGGACGAGGGGGCAGCUCUUUUCCGGCAAAUGGUGGAAGCGGUCUCCCAUUGCCACCAGCACGGCAUAGUCCUGCGGGACCUCAAGCUGAGGAAGUUUGUCUUCGCCAACCGGGAAAGGUCUAAAUUGCUGCUAGAGAACCUGGAAGACUCCUACGUGCUGAAUGGCCCUGACGACUCCUUGGAGGACAAGCACGGCUGCCCGGCUUACGUGGGGCCCGAGAUCCUCACCUCGAGGGGCUCCUAUUCGGGGAAGGCGGCCGACGUGUGGAGCCUGGGGGUGGCACUAUACACCCUCCUGGUGGGGUGCUAUCCGUUUCAAGGCACCAAGCCGGCCUCCCUGUUCGGCAAGAUCCGCCGCGGACACUUUGCCGUUCCCGAGGACCUGUCGCCUAAGGCUCGGUGCCUCAUCCGGUGCCUCCUCCGGAAAAACCCAGCAGAGAGGCUGACCGCCAAGGAGAUAUUGCUGCAUCCGUGGCUGGCCACGGCGGGCACCUCUGGGAGCUCACGGAGUAGCGCUGGUGGGGAGCAGAUGGUGCCAGAAAUAGGGUUUGUACAGAGAGCUGAAGCCAAAGAAGAAGUAGAGGAAGGUCUGUACAGCUGAGCAGGACAACAUGACCAAACUGACUGUGUCUUGACCUAACUUUUUCUAUGUGGUUCCAUCCAGCUUUCAGUUCCAUUGGACUGUUUCCAAAGCUGCCUUUGAAAUGGGAAGAAGAUUCUCAUUUGCCAGCAGGUGCUUUUGCGUCUAAAUCAGGGAAGAAGGGAAUCAGAAUCUCCUUUGUAGGAGCUCACCACAGUCUUUGCCAAAGAACUAUUUCCGAACUCUUAGCCUCUUGCAUUCAGAAAGAGGGUAUCUUCCAUAUUUUGGACCUUUUCGGCUCCUAAGUCGAAGAGCCAAGCUCCAAAGUGCGAAUUGCAGAAGGGUCGAAACGGCACUGGAGGAGACUCGCCUGGGAUUUCCUGGAAAGAACGUUGUAGGUUGCAAAGGCUGAGUUGCAUUAAUGUCCUUCGAUGACCAAAGCCUGGAUGUUAGUAUUGUUGAUUUCAGAUUAAGAUACUGAGUAAAUAUUGGUUGGGUUUUUGAUCAGGUGGUGCUCAAAACGGAUCGUUGUAGUUUUCCUUUGUGCCAAAUGGAAAGGGUUUGCACUCCAUCUUGGACUAAGAUAAUAUUAGUGAGGGUCAGCAUUGGAAACAAGCAAUAUUCCAAGCUGACAUUUCCUUUAUUGUUGUGUGCCUUCAAGUCAUUUCCAACUUCCACUGAUUCUUCAUUGAUCAUUGGCCAAAUUUGUUCCUUUGUGCCUUCCUUUGACAAUGUGCAACUUUGUGGGUUUCCAUGACUGAGAAGGGAUUCAAACUGUGGUCUCCAGAGCCAUGAUUCCAGAAGACUUCACCACUGGCUAUUUCCCGCACCAGGGUCUCUUUUGAACAACAUCUAAGCUAUGUUUGAGGCACAGUUGUCAUCUACCAAACAUCUCUUAUCUGUAUUGGUUUUAAGAAUACUAUUUCUAUUGUAUAGACCAUACAUGGGCAAACUUGGGUUGUCGAGGUGUUUUGGACUGCAACUCCCACCAUUCCUAACAGCCUCAGGCCCUUUCCUUUUCAGCCUCGGCCGCUUAAGCGACCGAGGCUGAAAAGGAAAGGGCCUGAGGCUGUUAGGAAUGGUGGGAGUUGCAGUCCAAAACACCUGGAUGGACCAAAUUUGCCCGUGCCCAGUAUAGUAAAAUAGUGUCCCUUAGAUAAAAUGACAAAAACAACAUUUGCUUUCGUUUCUGAAUUCCAGAUAAGGCAUACUCAACACAUUUUACAUCUUAACUUGCCUUUUUAAAAAUAUCAAAAUCCAAGGUGAAAGAGAUGCUGACCUACAGCGUCUCAAACUUGAGAUGCAACCAGUGGCCAAAAUCCUCCCCGUUUUAAUUUAUUGCUUCUCCCUGUAAAAUCAGAUUACUUCUUUGUUUCUUCCAGAGCUCCCAUAAUAUUCCAGAACAACACUAACCUCAAAGUCCACAACAUUUCCUUCUCUUCCCAUGUUCUUCAAUCUUGCAUUGACUGGUUUUCACUGCUCAUUUCAACCAUUGAAGAAGUGCAAGGAAGAGGCAAUGGCAGGUUUGUGGAGAGCAAAUGAUAUUUGCAUUGCUGUCCCUGUGAAGCCUCUCUGCAUUAGCCCAGCAGUUUUGCUCAGUCUUGAGGUGCAUCUACACUGUUGAAUUAAUGUAGUUUCACCCCACUUUAACUGACAUGGAAUCGUGGGAGCUGUAGUUUCCGAAGCUCUGCCCUAUUGCCUCGGUAAAUAUGUAGCAUACCUGUGUGCCUUUUUUAGAUUUGACCAAACAGAGGCCUUGAUUUCCUUUUUUUAAAAAAAAAAUCAACUGAGUUUUUGAUUAUUGUUGGAAAAUAAAACUUUGUGUUGACUUGC